Yarrowia lipolytica CLIB122 is the source of this 966-nucleotide messenger RNA. RefSeq lists its product as uncharacterized. Gene Ontology annotation, molecular function: lipase activity. The record is from RefSeq and is a predicted model, not a curated record. NCBI's taxonomy places the organism in Eukaryota, Fungi, Ascomycota, Dipodascomycetes, Dipodascales.
AUGUUGCUUGCUCGCUGGAUGUUCAGCUUGGAGCAGACCACAGCAGGCCGUAUCUUGUUUGGACGAACGGCGUGGAUGUGGUUCUACAGGUUUCGCCGGUUCCGUUCGGGAGCAAUCGACAUGGGCGACGUGCGAUUCGAAAACGACCCGAUUAUUCCAGGGCUGUGGGUGCGUUCUGAAGGACGAGUUCCAAACUACGACAUUGUGCUCUUUUGGAUGCAUGGAGGUGGGAUGGUCACACACUCACCUUACAUGUAUCUGGAGUUCAUGACAGCGCUAGUCACAUCAUUACAUAUGCAGGGCUUCCGAUCCCCUGCCAUCUUUAUGCUCAAGCACAGCUACGCCCCCGAGCACCCGUUCCCACAUCAACUCGAUGAGGCGGCAGUCGCGUGGAACUACCUCCAAAAGGAACACCCAGCGGCCAACUUUGUGUUUGCCGGUGACGGUAGUGGUGCGAACCUAGCUCUAUCUCUAUUACUGCAUCUCACACGACCCUGUCUUGGUGUCACUGAGUGUUUGACGAACGUGAAACCACAGGCAGCUCUGCUAUUGAGCCCGUGGCCCAACUGGAAAACUAGCAUGCGUGAGGAGACAGAAAACUGCUACUUUUCAGCAUUCCAUUUGCGCAGGUAUAGAAACUACUACAUUGCUCGAGCCAAGGAGACGUCGCCAUACUUUGACCUCUCGUGUGUCACAUCUCUGUCAUGGUGGAAAGAGUCCUUCCCUGAAAAGGGUAUGUAUCUCAUUUAUGGCACAGAGGAGAUGUUCGCCAACGAGAUAGAAGAGCUUUAUGGGGUCCUUCGGCUAUGUGGACCCAUCAAGAUUGAUGGGGAGCUGCGUCAGAUUCACUGCUGGCCCAUCACAACGCACUUCCUUGCCCGAGACGAGUAUGUCCGCGGCGCAGGAGUGUUCGCGAUAGCCUUGAAUCUCGGAAAGAUGUUAAUUUGGGGUAAUGAUGUGAAGUGA